This is a messenger RNA of Eublepharis macularius, 1461 nucleotides long. It is a transcript of the gene ZNF770, whose product is annotated as zinc finger protein 770. Gene Ontology annotation, molecular function: DNA-binding transcription factor activity; RNA polymerase II cis-regulatory region sequence-specific DNA binding. The record is from RefSeq and is a predicted model, not a curated record. Gene Ontology annotation, biological process: regulation of transcription by RNA polymerase II. NCBI's taxonomy places the organism in Eukaryota, Metazoa, Chordata, Lepidosauria, Squamata, Eublepharidae.
AUGGGGAUGCUACAAAAAACCAAAACUGAACUACAGGAUUCUCUACAGUGGAUUAUGCAAGCAACCAUGAAUCAAGUAAACAGCACAUUGGAUCAAGUCAUGAACCAAGUUGAAAACUUGAAAAUGGAAAUCGUAGAGCUGAAGGUUAUAAUGAAUGGCAAGCAAUCUCAGCCUGUUGAAAUUCAAGAGGUAGCAGAUUUGAAACAGGGAACUGAUAAACAAAGACCUAAAGUAAUAGCUCUUCAGCAAAAACCUAAAUGGAAUUAUGAAAAAGAAUGGAAUGUAGAAAGAUCAACAAAUAAGCAAAGAUUACAAAAGGGACCCGGAAAACAAAGAGAAGAUAUGAAGAAGAGGACAGAGGAGCCUUUUGAAGACUUAAAGGAAGACAAAUGGAUGUGUUUGUCACUGAUGUUUGUCCCAGAUGAAGGUAAUAAAGACCAUGAGAGACAGAAGAGACUGCUGGACGGUAGAGACUACCCUAUCGCCGGAACGAUAACAAAGAUGAACAAAGAUGAACUUUUUUAUGCUACAAAAUACAAAAGGAACUAUAUGCUCUAUUAUAAACAUUAUAAUCAAGAUUCAGCAGCUAGCCAAACACCCAGGAAAAGGCCAUAUAUGUGUGACAUCUGCUGCAAACAGUGCGAGGCUCCAUCCAAACUAGCUAGGCAUUAUCUUAUAUGCACUGGCCAAAAGCCAUAUGAGUGUCAGGCAUGUUGCAAAACUUUUAGGCAGUUGGUCCAUCUGGAAAGACAUCAGCUCACCCAUAAUCUGCCUUUUAAGUGUAACAUUUGUCACAAGAACUUGAAAAAUGUAGUCACAUUCCAAAGACAUCAACAGCUUCAUGUAGAGAACUAUCAGGGUGAUGCUAAGCAAGCUGAAAGAUCGAGGAGUGCCAGGCAAGAGAAACUUGAGCAGAGGUUGUUUUGUUGUUCCAUUUGCCAAAAACACUUUGCAAUGAAAGUGCAGCAUCAGUGCAUGAGGUCUGAUCAUCUGCAUGGCGCCAGAAGGAAGAACAUGCAUAUGUGCCAGACAUGUAGCAAGAUGUUUCCUUCACAAUCUAAGCUCAUCCACACUGGCUAGAAGCCAUUUAAGUGCUACAUAUGUGGUAAAUCUUCCAGGCAGUCAACACACUUGAAAAUCCAUCACCUCAUACUCAUGGAAGAGAAGCCUUUCCAGUGUUUUCUUUGCCAGAAGAGAUUUAAAGCUCAGAGCAAACUCCUGAAGCACAAACUUCUCCGUGCCCCAAAACAGGCUCUCUCUAGAGUAAAGCAGAGUGCAAUGAACCUUAUGCUACAGGCACUACAGGGAGAAAUAUCGAAAGAUGCCAGGACUGUUACUGCAUAUGAGUCCCAGGAAGGGGAACACUUUGGUUUCCACUGCAUUUAUGUUGUACCUUAUCAGUGCUCUGCUUGUGAACAACGUUUUGAAAUGGAGAGGAUGUUGGAUUUUCAUAUAAUGUGA